Betta splendens (Siamese fighting fish) is the source of this 2834-nucleotide messenger RNA. RefSeq names its product transmembrane and coiled-coil domain-containing protein 6-like. Gene Ontology annotation, molecular function: protein binding. The record is from RefSeq and is a predicted model, not a curated record. Bases 822 to 2429 code for a protein of 535 amino acids. The transcript is spliced from 12 exons. Lineage: Eukaryota; Metazoa; Chordata; Actinopteri; Anabantiformes; Osphronemidae.
UUGUUCAGAACCAAACAUUGAGGUCAACAUAUUCUGUCCGUCCUACAUCUAAUCAUAGUUUGAUGGUUAGAAGCAUCAACUAGAAAGAAAGACUGAAGUUCUGGAUAAGUUUGCCACUGAGCCUGACUUUCACCUUUGGCUUUGAAGAAAGACUGACUUUUUAUUUUAGUACCUUUUAAUGGGGGGGUUCAGUUUUUCAUGUCACGUGUGGCACACCAUGUAUUUUAUACUGAAACUUUUAUAUGUACAUGUUAAUUGCUGUUGCAAGGAGUUAUAAAAUAAUUUAUGUGUUCUCAAAUUGAAAUCAGGACACAUUGCCAAUUUAACAAUUUCAUAUGAUUAUAUGUUCAAAAUGCCUCUUUUAGCCACAAAUUCUCAGGAAUGUCUUUGAGUUUAGUGGUGAUUAAAUAAAAUGAAUCAUGAUUAGUAAGGUAAUUAUCAAAUCAUUUGGUUUGAACAUUUAUGUAAUUAUCAAAUGUAACUAUGUAUUUUCAAUACUUUUUACUAUUGCCAGAUGUAUAGUAACCUGUACAAAACACGGAUUGUGUGGAGAAAGAACUGUUUGGUAUUAAUUUUGCAAUCUGUUUUUAAAGUUUGGGAUAAAUAUUGUGUUAUUUUGGGAAGCACGUUUUUACCUGUUUUUACAUUUUUUUAGCUUUUCUAUGUGCUUGUACAUUGCGCAUUUCAUGCCAAUUAAACCAUAGUUUUUUAACAGUGCUCGUCUGGCUGUGUUGUAUGAAUGGGACGGACUCAGCCGGUGGGUGAAACGGGCUGUUCCACCAGCGUCCGCCAGGCGGCGCUGCAGCCGCUGGCUCGGGUCAAUGCGGACGCAGAAGAAGACGUUUCCUACCUGGUGCCGAAGCUGCAGGAGAGGCUACAGACACGCUGCAGCUGACACAAGUGAACGCUGGAGACCUAACGGAACCACUGACCCAACAAGAAACAUGUGGAGGCUGAACAAAGUUCGCCACAAAUCUGGACGGCAAGGCGACAGCUUGGAGGAGCUGCGAUUAAAACGGAGGGAGCACGAACGAGCUCUGAGACAGGCCCGCAGAGACAGACAGCUGGUGAGCAGGAGACUGCUGCUGACUGAGGAUGAGGACCAGGCAGAGGUCACCAUGGACACCGCCUCAGAGGGACAGGGAGUCGUUGACGUGUUCCACAAAAUCCACCACAGCGGACCGGACAGAGAGGCCCACAUGAAAGUUCUGAGUAAAGCUCUCCGGGACCCCUCGGCGCAGCUCACCUUCAUUAAAUUGGAGAACAGCAUGCACCUGCUGGUCGGCCUCCUCACGGGCUCUGACGCCCGCUGCCGUCUGCAGGCAGCUCGGUGUCUUCACGAGCUGUCUCGCUCUCCCCACAGGGACGUGGCCCCAGCCUGUCUCCCCGCCACGUCCUACCUGCUCACCUACCUGUCUGGCCAGAGCACCAGGUUCACAGAACUGUGUCUCUACACGCUGGGCAACCUGUGCCCAGACAGUGAGGUGGUACAACAGAAACUCCUGGCCCAGGGAAUCAUACCAGCUUUGGCCAGUUGUAUGGAGAUCCAGAGACAUAAUCCAGCGGUGGUGGAAGCAGUGGGAUUCACACUCUCUCAGCUCCUCCAGACAAACGAUGCAGCAGUGAAAGUAAUCCCGACGGUGCUGGCCUCCAGCUUACCUGCACAGCUGUUAUCAGUCCUGGCCCCUGAUCCAAACUUUGCCCUGGCGCCUGCCAUUGAGAGCGCGUGGUGUCUGCACUACCUCACAAGCAGCUCUCGGGAUAAUAAAGAACUUCUGUCUCGUGGGGCCCUGUUGCAGUGCAGUUCCUUGUUAGUGUCACUAGGUGGUGCUGAAGGAAACAAAGAGGAAGGAUUAGAGCUGCUCGUCUGUCCUCUGCUGCGCUGUGUGGGAAACCUCCUGUGCUGCUGCCCAGUGGAGGAGCUGAACACUGCGGUGGCGGAUCCCCAGCUUGUUAUUUGUCUGUGUGCGCUUCUUCAGAACUACCUGCAGACACAGCCGGCUUUGGCCAGAGAGAGCGCCUGGGUCCUCAACAACCUCACAGCUCACUCCAACACUUUCUGCUCCGCUCUGUUAACUUUUAACCUGGUCUCCGGAAUGAUCCAUCUUCUGCCUUUCUCUCAAGGCAUUAAUACACUGAUCCUCAGGGUCCUUGCAAACAUCGCUCACAAGAAGAAGGACUUCUGCGUGCAGCUGGCCCAGCUCGGCCUACUGUCCGCACUGUGUGCCACGCUGAAAAUGGCCGACCAAGAAAUGGUGACCCUGAGCCUGGACGUCCUCUUCAUGCUCGUAGUUAGCGCUCCACAGGUGGCCGAAGAGUUUGUGCAGCAGGGUGGAGUUUCACUGCUAGAAGCCAUUCAGUACAACAGUGAAGGAGAGAUGAGAGGAAGAGCAACCUACCUCCUAGAGCAUCACCUGCUGUCCCAGUAAGGAGACUUCACCCUAAAGACUUGUGAAGACUUCAGUUUUCUCUGUUGAAUUUGGACUCAUUUAAAAACAACAGACAAAUCCUAUGAAACAACACAUCAAGAUAACACUCACACAGCUUCACAGAACAUCCUGAAGCACCGACACCACUGGAUUUGUUUACAUUUUGUGAGGUUUUAAUUAUGUAUCUUACUGACAGCAUCUCUAAUUUUAUAUUUAAAGUCAUUUUUACAGAAUCGUGUAAACAUGGUAAUAUGUAUUUAAUAAACUUCAACAUUGUUAUUAGCAAAGGGACUUUGAUGAGGGUGCUGAAAACCAAUGGUAGGUUUAUCAUGACCGAUUAUGAAAUAUGUGUAAAUUUAUUAUAAUAUAAUGCAGUUAAUUAAAAAUUUUUCAACAAGAGAAUAA